Messenger RNA from Loxodonta africana (African savanna elephant), 3998 nucleotides. It is a transcript of the gene PWWP2B, whose product is annotated as PWWP domain containing 2B. Gene Ontology annotation, cellular component: nucleus; nucleoplasm. The record is from RefSeq and is a predicted model, not a curated record. The coding region runs from base 7 to 1752 and encodes 581 amino acids. The transcript is spliced from 3 exons. Lineage: Eukaryota; Metazoa; Chordata; Mammalia; Proboscidea; Elephantidae.
GGGAGCAUGGAGCCGCGCGCCGGCUGCCGGCUGCCGGUGCUGGUGGAGCUGGUGGCCCCCGGCGCACUGGUGGUCACCUGGAGCUGCGGCGAGCGCCGCUUCACCGGGAUCUUGCUGGACUGCACGCACAGGUCCGGCCUCUUAGGCCUGCCCCCACCGGCUCUGCUGCCCAAGGCUCCGGACGCCCCUGCCAGCAGCCACCAUGGCUGGGCCCCUGACGAGGAGGACAGAAAGGCAACACAGCUGGAGACGGACCCCCCGCCUCCCCACAGUGGGGAUGGGACCCCCAAGCUGCCCCCGCCACUGGUGCCGCCACCGCCUACUGGAAGCCUGCCCCCCUAUCCACCAUACUUUGAAGGUGCCCCCUUCCCGCAGCCCCUCUGGCUGAGACACACAUAUGGCCAGUGGGUGCCGCAGCCCCCACCCAGGGCCAUCAAGCGGACUCGGAGGCGCCUGUCCCGAAACCAAGCCCCAGGACGGCUCAUCCUGAGCACCAUCCGCCUGCGGCCGCGCCGGGUACUGUGCGAGAAGUGCCAGAGCACGCUGAGCCCGGAGCAGGGCCGCCCCAGCCAGCCAGCCGCCCCAACAGCACCACGCAGGAGGCUGGGCAGUGGCCCUGACCGUGAGCCGCGGAGGCACGAGGUCCCCGUUGCCACUGCAGCCCCAGCAAGGAGGGGCAAGAGGGAGGAGGAGCGGCCACCGGGGGAGCUGGUGCCCCGGAGCCCUGUCAUCACCAUCUCCUACAGUACACCCCAGGGCACCGGCGAGGUGGUCAAGAUCCCCUCCCGUGUGCACGGCUCCCUGAAGCCCUUCUGCCCCCCGCAGUUGCCACCUGGGGGCAGCCAGGACGCAGAGACACGAGAUGCUGAGCCCAGGGCUGGUGGGGACAGGCAGCCUGGUGCACCCACAGCCUCUAUCCCCAAGCUGAAGCUGACACGGCCAGCACCCCCUGGCCUGGAUGCACCCCCUCCCAAGAUCCGCCUGAAGCCACACCGCCCAGGGGCCGGUGAGCAGGAGCCUGUGUACAGGGCCGAGCUGGUAGAGGUGCUGAAUGGCCACCCAGCCAGCACCCCCACGCUCUUUGCGAACGGCUCUUCCCACGACAGGCUGGCGGACAUGUCUUCUGGAAGCUCUGGCGAAGAGGACGACUUCAAGCGGUUUCCCCGAGGUAAACCUGGGCGCGACGGCCUGGCCUUUCUCGCCAACUACCCGACAAGGAAGGCCGAUUCCGCGAGUGAGUCUGUGUGCAGCAGCGACAGCCUCGAUGAGUCCAAGUCAUCCAGCUCAGAGGUGACAUCAGCAGACACAUGUGAGCUCUCACCUGGUGAUGGUGCACCUAUGCCUUCCUCCUCCAAAGACACACGCCCCACAGUCCCACCCCUAACGGUGAGGCUGCACACACACAGUGUCUCUACGUGCACGACUGAGGACGGCAGGACUGUGGCUGUGGGGGACGUCGUGUGGGGUAAGAUUCAUGGUUUCCCCUGGUGGCCAGCACGCAUUCUUGACAUCAGCCUUAGCCAGAAGGAGCACGGGGAGCCUGCUUGGCAAGAAGCGAAAGUCUCGUGGUUUGGUUCUCCAACUACAUCAUUCUUGCCUCUUUCGAAACUGGCCCCCUUCUCUGAAUUUUUCAAGCUGAGGUUUAACCGUAAGAAGAAGGGGAUGUAUCGGAGAGCUAUAACCGAGGCUGCAAACGCCGCAAAACACGUGGCCCCAGAGAUCAGGGAGCUCUUGACCCAGUUUGAAACGUAACUCUGGUUCCCAGAACAGUAACUGCCUGUUUCUGCUUUCUCCCAGGUCCCCAACGCUGAGGGCACAGCUACCGGCCUGUACCCCAUCCUGUCUGUGGGAUCAGCCACUGUGGAAAUCAUACAGGGCAGGUUAGCCCAGCAGGAGGCCCCUGGGGGAUAAGGGUGAGCCAGGCACAGCUCCUCUCAGCUGAAUGUAUCUCCUCCUGGGACUCGGACUUUAGCUUUUCUCUCAGUGAACUAGCAGGAUCAGUGAGGCCUAUUGCUGCUGCUGCUUCACAUGUGGGCGCUGGGGGGGGGGGGCGGCCCUCGGCACUCACUUGGCGGCUCGGCUCAGUGCCCCCAGCAGGCAGCACAUAAGCCAGAUCACAUUUGGAUUCUCCCUCCCCAAGCCAGGGCAACUGGGAGCCCACCCACCCUGCCCACCACGUCCCUCUGAGAGCCUGGGUCCCUGGGGUGUCCAGCUGGGCCCCAGAGGCUGCUCCACCCCCAGAUGCUGCUGAGUCCCAAUGUGGGGUGGGGGUGUCCCUCCAAACGGACUGAAACAUUAACGUAAAGGAAACAGCACACUCUGUCGUCUGCAAGAGCGCAUCCCUUUCCCCUUUGGUCUGAAGACCAAAAGGAAGAAAUAUAGAGAAAACAAAUCUUCCACUCUUCCUUUGUUUAAAUGUAAAAGAGGAUAAAUAAAGUCUGUGCUGGAGCUUUACGCUUACUGCUCCUGAGGCCUCACUUUCUGUGCUCCGUGACGGGUAAACUCCAGAGCUGGUGAGGCUACAGAAGGUUCCGGGUCACACGUGUACAGACGGGGGCUCUAAAAGGUGGCCUUGUGGCAUAUGGCAUGUCUGGUUCCACUCUGGGGACGUGUACCUCACAGUCUGGGGCCUCUUGGGGUCUCUGGACAGCUGGGAGGGUGAUGGGCCAGUGUCCUGUGGUGUCACUGCAGGGGAAGCAGGCUUAGGGUGAGGUCACAACUGGGGGUUGUGGCCCCUCCUCCUGUUCCCCAGGAGUCAGGGUGAGCCCAUAGUAGGGGCCGAGGGACGCUAUGGCGGCUUUGCACCUGGCCAUUUGCCAGCGCCCUGCCUCCACCCCUCUCUGCCUGGGCAGCCAGACAGCAGUGGGGUCCAGAGGCUGGGAGCCCCACCCACUGCACCACAGACUUCCUGGGGUACACCUUGCCCACAGGAGCCUCUGCAGGGUUCCCCAGGUGCGUAUUGUGGCCUGGUGGCUUACACAGGUGAACUGCCAGGCGGGACAGCCGCCUGGAGGGCUGGGCCUAGGGGCAUCCCUCCAAGUCAGCCCCCCUCUGCCCAUUUUCCCAACUCCCAAUACUCUGGCCACCACGAGAGCCUUGGGGUCUGCCACCUCCACCCAGAAUGCCCGGCAGCUCCAGGUCCUCUUGGUCUCUGCUCAGCUGUCAGAGGCCUGCCCUGACCCCCUGGGCCUGGGCAGCUCCCUGCCAUCAGCUCUGGAAUCGCCAGGGGACAUACACUUGUCCUUUAACAUCUGUAUCUGGCUCUCAGCAUCUCGUCUGCUUCUUGAGGAAAGACAGCCAAAGGGAUGGGGGAAGACGAGGCGGCUGGCCGAGGUGCCUGAGUGUGCAAGGACCAGCUUGCUUUCUGCUACACCUCGUCUUCACCAGCCUGCGAGAAACCAUCCCUCCCUGCGCAGGCAGAGGCCAUGGGGCAGAGGGCCGGCGGGGCGACGGUCCUCAGGGUGGCAGCAGGCAAGGGGCCACUUGUCCUGCCACCGUCCAAGUCCUGCUGCUUGGCCGAGGUCCUCGAGCCAGGGCUCUUUCUGCUGGCCUGCCCACUUCUGCUUGGAGGCCAGUGGGCAACAGGCAGCUCCAGGUGCCGCGAGGUCCAUGGGCAUCUGCUGUCUGCAGUGGUGGGGUCCCAAAAGGAAGCAGGCCCUGGGGCAGAGGUGGCUAUAGGGAGGGGGUCAUCCCUCUGUGGUGGGAGGAAGGGAAAAGGCCUGAGGAGAGGGGACCUGGGGAGACUCCUGCUGGAGAUCCAGGUCAGAGCUGGAAGGGCCUGAGACAGUGUGUGGCCCCCCGGCCCCCCAGGGCAGGAGCUGUGGCCCUGGGCCAGGAGAACCGCCUGGGGAUCUCACUUGGGGUCUGGAGUGGCCCAGGCUCAUGAUUCCAAUACCACCCAGUGAUCUGUAGCAGCAGAGAAGUUUGGGGUGCAGCUGUAGCCCGCAGAGCCAUCAGAUAGCCUGGCCCCCUAGGCUCCCCUGGUACCCAGCCCAAGG